UGUAGCGUGUGUAAUUAGUUUGAACCGUCAGUCACCCUUUGAAAAGAAAAAUGAAGCUGUUCGUUGCAUUGUCCGCCGUGUUGGCCGUGGCCGCCGCCGUUGGAGACUACCACGCCGUGGAGCACAAGCACAUCCCGAUCGUCCACAGCGAGCUGCUGCAGAGCAACGAUGGCCAGUUCAAGUACGGAUACGAAUCGGCCAACGGAAUCGUGGUGCAGGAGGAAGGACACGUCAAGAACCUGGGCAGCAAGGACCAAGAGACGAAUGUGGCCCACGGAUCGUACUCGUACGUCGACCCCCAUGGUGUUCCAGUGUCGGUGAGCUACACCGCCGAUGAGAACGGCUUCCACGCUCACGGAUCGCACAUCCCAACCCCGCCCCCACUACCGAUCGAGCUGGUCGAAGCCUACGCCAAGGUUGGAUCCCACCCGGAAGCCCAUCACGAGGAACCCGAAGUGUACAAGGGUCACUAA
Messenger RNA from Culex quinquefasciatus (southern house mosquito), 473 nucleotides. Its product is annotated as cuticle protein CP14.6. Gene Ontology annotation, molecular function: structural constituent of chitin-based larval cuticle. The coding region runs from base 51 to 473 and encodes 140 amino acids. The transcript has 2 exons. Gene Ontology annotation, cellular component: chitin-based extracellular matrix. The record is from RefSeq and is a predicted model, not a curated record. Lineage: Eukaryota; Metazoa; Arthropoda; Insecta; Diptera; Culicidae.